GAGGGGGCAGCGGGGACUCCGGAAGGCCACUCUUUACCCGGAAGUGGUUGCAGAGGAACAUGGCGUUGCUGGUGCGAGUCCUUAGAAACCGGAUUUCCCAGUGGGUUCCAGUAUGCAGCCUAUUGGUACCUGUGUCCUCUACACAGGCACAGUGGGGCAGGGCUCUGUCUGGUACUUUCCAGUGGCCUCAGAUAAGCCAGUCCCUAGCGUGUGGUGGAUCAGAACAGAUUCCUGGGAUAGAUGUACAGUGGAAUAGGAAGUAUCAUACCACAAAUAAGCUUUUUACUACCAAGGAUUCCCCACAGCCUGUUGAGGAGAAAGUUGGUACCUUCACAAAAAUAAUAGAAGCCAUGGGAUUUACAGGACCUUUGAAAUACAGUAAAUGGAAAAUUAAGAUUGCGGCCCUGCGCAUGUAUACUAGCUGUGUGGAGAAAACUGACUUCGAGGAAUUCUUUCUAAGGUGUCAGAUGCCUGAUACAUUCAAUUCAUGGUUUCUUAUAACUCUGCUUCACGUCUGGAUGUGUCUAGUCCGAAUGAAACAGGAAGGCCGGAGUGGGAAAUACAUGUGUCGUAUCAUAGUUCAUUUCAUGUGGGAGGAUGUUGAGCAGCGUGGCAGAGUCAUGGGGGUUAAUUCUUAUAUCCUGAAGAAGAAUAUGAUCCUUAUGACAAACAAUUUCUAUGCAGCCAUCUUGGGAUAUGAUGAGGGAAUCCUUUCAGAUGACCAUGGGCUAGCUGCUGCGCUCUGGAGAACCUUCUUCAACCAGAAAUGUGAAGAUCCUCGACAGCUUGAGUUAUUGGUGGAGUAUGUGAGGAAACAGAUGCAGUACCUGGACUCCAUGAAUGGGGAGGAUCUGCUUCUGACAGGGGAGGUGAGCUGGCGCCCUCUAGUGGAGAAGAAUCCUCAGAGUGUCCUGAAGCCCCAUUCCCCAACUUAUAACGACGAGGGUCUUUGAUGGACUGGUCCCUCUGAACAGCUGGCCAGCUGGCUUUGAAGAACUGCCAGGAGAGAGGUGCUUGUUUGGCCCAGAACCCUGCAGAAAGUGGCCUGAACUGACCUUUGAACAGCAUCUGUCAAAUACCUGGCCCCAUUUGUGUUGAUUUUCCUUUUAAUAUGCCCAAGAGCCUGAUCUGGUGGGGUACAGUGCUGGGAGAACCCUUAGUUCUUCUGAGAUAUCCUCUCCCUCAAGAGAAGCCCUGAGCAAGAGCUCCCCAGCACACACUCCCCUAAUCCCCUCCAGUAACUAUGUGAUUGACAGCUUUUCCCAAAGGCUGCAGAGGGAUGGUGGUAAGUUAGAAACGGUACACUUCCACCAAGGGCCCACCAUGGCAAAGGAGCAGUUUGGAAUGCUGCUGAGUCAAGACGGGUAACCACACUCUGUCCUCUGGUUUUGAGCCAUGGGGUUGAGUUGGCCAUUAAAAGACACAGAGACAUAUCUCUGCAAUGACUCUUUAUUCUAGGGUUUUUUAGAAACUUAUCUGAGAUGGCAUUUGCCAUAAGCUGAGGAGCAUCACCCAGCUCAGAGACAGGAUGGGGAGAGGGUCAAGAGGAUCUCUGCUGCUGUUCUUGCCUCCAGUUCAUGGAGAUGUCACUGUUGUGGCCAAGGCAUAGCCUGCCAGGCUCCGUCCUCUGGGAUCCAGGAGGCUUCUGAUGGCCAAGGGGCUUGUCACAUCCUGAGUUGUUUGGAAAGAAGACCCAAGAACAUAGGCCUCUUUGUCACUUCCCUAUUGAAUGGGGUGAGGGACAUGCUGUCUUUUCCUCUCUUGACUCCUUUAUGUGAGAUACUGGGGCAAAGAGAAUAUUUUUUUCUGGCUUAGUUGUACCAUCCCAGGGCCCAACCCCAUGCCCAGCUUUCUAGCUCCUUCCUAACUUCUAGAGCGUGUGCUACAGAGCCACCUCGGUCUGUGCUCUUGAGGGUCAGUUGCCUCCUCCCUGAGUAUGGGUCAUCUCUUGGGGGAUUUUCUUUGCAUUGAAGGAAGGGGGCGGGGAACCAUAUUGCCCCUCCUUCCCCCAUCAAACUUCCUUCAUUUAACUUGCUAUAAAAUGAGUCAUAUAAAGAAAUUCUAUAUGGGUGAGGUAUAUCCCACUUCUGUGAAAACAUUACAAAUCAGACCGCCUUCUCUGAGUUUAUUUAAGAUGCUUUUGUUGCAAGCGGAGUUCUAGAGUGAAGCCUCCUCUGUGUGUGUGAGAUAAUAACACCUUGUAACUCAUUACAGCUGGGCACUAUUUACAUAAACCAGAGCUGAGCCAGGCAGGAAUUUGCUGAUUAAUUUAUUUUUAAUGGAGUGAAGUAUACCAUGCACCAAAAUAAACUUUACUGUGUGUACCUAA
Messenger RNA from Lynx canadensis (Canada lynx), 2329 nucleotides. RefSeq names its product ubiquinol-cytochrome-c reductase complex assembly factor 1. The transcript has 10 exons. Gene Ontology annotation, cellular component: mitochondrion. Lineage: Eukaryota; Metazoa; Chordata; Mammalia; Carnivora; Felidae. The record is from RefSeq and is a predicted model, not a curated record. Bases 60 to 953 code for a protein of 297 amino acids. Gene Ontology annotation, biological process: mitochondrial respiratory chain complex III assembly.